Actinia tenebrosa (Australian red waratah sea anemone) is the source of this 2709-nucleotide messenger RNA. Its product is annotated as kelch-like protein 18. The record is from RefSeq and is a predicted model, not a curated record. Gene Ontology annotation, molecular function: protein binding. NCBI's taxonomy places the organism in Eukaryota, Metazoa, Cnidaria, Anthozoa, Actiniaria, Actiniidae.
AUGGCUUCGGAAGAUGGUGUUGUGUUUUGUGUUCCGGAGUUUCCUUCCCAUGUAUUUUCCUGCUUAAAUGUCCUAAGAAGCGAAGGAAAACUGUGUGACAUUACCCUAAUAGUAGGAGAACAACGAGUAAAAUGCCACCGCGUUGUUUUAGCGGCCGCGAGUCUAUAUUUUAAUGCCAUGUUUACGGGCGACAUGCUGGAAAGUCGACUCGACGAAGUCACCAUUCAUGGAGUUGAAUUUUCAGCUUUGGAAGAAGUUAUUAAUUUCUGUUAUUCAGGGAGGACAGAGAUUACAGUUGACAAUGUACAGAACUUAAUGUGUGCUUCUAAUUUGCUUCAGUUAACUAGUGUAAAGCAGGCGUGUGUUGAGUUCCUUCACCGAGUUCUUCAUCCUAGUAAUUGUCUAGGCAUUAGAAGUUUUGCUGAUACUUUUUGCUGCGGUGAUCUCGUUGAAGCUGCCGGUGUUUUCGCCAUGAAGAAUUUCUCAGACGUAUCUAAGAGUGAAGAGUUUCUAAGGCUCGAUCCAGAUGAACUACUUGCUUUGAUCUCAAGUGAUGAGCUAAAUGUUCGUACAGAAGAGGAAGUCUUUGAAGCUGUGUUAUCAUGGACCCAGAAAGAAGUGGACGAAAGGAAAGACUUUCUACCUGAGCUCCUUAAAAACGUUCGCCUACCUCUGAUUAGACCACAGUACCUGUGUGACCAUAUUGCCGCUAAUGAUCUCGUGAAAAACAACUUUUCCUGUAGAGAUCUGGUUGAUGAAGCUAAAGACUUCCUCUUGUUGCCAGAAAGACGUUCAAUCCUACAGUCACCAAGGACCCGACCAAGAAAGUGCAGCGAAGCAGCUGGGAUUAUAUUUGCUAUUGGGGGGCUUAAUUCCUCUGGGGAAGCUUUAUCUACAGUUGAGACAUAUGAUCCAAUAACAGGACAGUGGUCUCCUGCAGAUGGAAUGAAUUCCUUAAGAACAAGAGUGGGUGUUGCUGUUCUAGGGAUGAAACUAUAUGCCCUAGGAGGGUUUGAUGGCCACAGAAGGCUGAGUACAGUCGAGCAUUAUGACCCUUUAGUUGGAAAAUGGAUCCCGACCACACCCAUGAAUACCCGCCGCAGUGCCCUUGGUGCAACUGUUAUGAAUGACAAGAUAUAUGUUGUUGGAGGCUAUGAUGGGCACAUCUCUCUGAGCACCAUGGAAUGUUAUUCACCCAAGACAAAUACUUGGAGUUUCCUCACCUCUAUGAGUACACUACGUAGUGCGUCAGGUGUAACUGAACUGAACGGCAAGUUGUAUGUCAUUGGUGGGCAUAAUGGACUCUCUAUUUUCAAUACAGUUGAGAUAUAUGACCCUCAGACAAAUAAAUGGAGUGUUGGUCAAUCCAUGAACAUGAGGCGAUGCCGAGUGGGCGUGUCCAUACUUAAUGGUUGUAUAUAUGUCUGUGGUGGAUAUGAUGGAAGUGCCUUUCUUAACACUGUUGAGUGUUAUGAUCCAAACACUGGACAAUGGAAAUUAACUACACCAAUGAAAAGUCGACGUAGUCGAGUGUCUGUGGUAACCCUUGGUGGACGAUUGUAUGCUAUUGGAGGGUAUGAUGGACUGACCAACCUAAACACAGUUGAAUGUUAUGAUCCUCAGGCAGACAAAUGGACAUUUGUAACUCCAAUGUGCAAGCACCAGGGUGGGGUAGGGGUUGGUGUACUACCAAGGAGCUCAUAUACAUGAAUCUUUAUUGGGGUGCAGUAGUGCAGGACAUAUGAACCUCUUCUGUUACUCCAAUGUGCAAGCAUCAGGGUGGGGUAGGGGUUAGUGUACUACCAAGGAGCUCAUAUACAUGAAUCUUUAUUGGGGUGCAGUAGUGCACGACAUAUGAACCUCCUCUGUUACUCCAAUGUGAAAGCACCAGGGUGGGGUAGAACAACAAUAAAUAAUAAUAAUAAAUAAUUAAUUCCAUUGUUUUCUUUUGAAUUACUUUGUCAAGGUUACUCAAGGUUACUCGUAUACCACUUGCAUGAUUUACCACUCACAUAAUAUACCACCUGUAUAAUAUACCACUCGUAUACCACUUGCAUGAUAUACCACUCACCUAAUAUACCACCUGUAUAAUAUACCACUCGUAUACCACUUGCAUGAUAUACCACUCACCUAAUAUACCACCUGUAUAAUAUACCACUUGCAUGAUAUGCCACUCACAUAAUAUACCACCUGUAUAAUAUACCACUCGUAUACCACUUAAAUAGUUAAUGUUCAAUGCUGAGAGAUGAUUCAAACACCUUGACAGACAGAUGUACUAAUAAGGAAUAUUUCUCACAAUUUAAAUCAAGUAAAAAUUAUAGAGUGCUUUUCAAAAACCUGUGAAAUACACUUUAGUGUAUAACACUUCAAUACACUUUAUUGUCCGCAUUUUCUUUUGAUUUUCUAUUUGGUUUUCAUUGUAUUACAAUUUAUUACACCUUAGUUAUUACACUUUGUUUCACAGGUUUUUGAAAACCACUCUAAUUUGUAUUAUCAAAUUUAUGAAUAUUUGCACGACAAGCUUUUGUUAUAUGAAGCUAUGUUGGGCCAGAACAUUAUAAUUCCAGUUCACAAUGCAAAUGUAUAUUUAGGAAUAUUAAAUAAGAAAAAUGAACAAUUCUUCAGAUAAAUGCAUGUUUGAAAAAAGUUAUUGUAUUGAGGUUUUUGAAGUUUGGAUUGAAAGUUUAAAAUAAAGAUGUUUUCAUUGUU